GCAUUCUUCGCACUAACCCAGCUACAGAACUAAAGAAUACCUUAUAAUUAAUUCACGUAUGUGAACGUAAUCGUUUAAAGGUUCUGGUUGCAGCAUGCUGUUGCAAUUAUUCUCAAAUAAAUGCGUUCAAGAUAGUAAAGAGUGGCGUGUCAUGUAACGCUCUAUUUCAAAAUCACUGGUACAGAAUUUGCAACAUAAAGUUGUAUAGAGUGCAGUAUCUUGUUGCUACGGAGAAUCUUGGUCACAAGAGCAACAUUAUGGAGCAGCAUCAUCUGCCGUCUGAAUUGUGAAAGUGCACAGACCCUAUUUCUGCCAGCAUUCCCUUCUAUUAAUAACACGAACUCCAGCCGUACGGGUCAACAAUAUCGUGUGACCACCGGUUGAUUUUCCAUAAUGGUGCCCGGACAUCUUUGCUUCCUGAGGGGAAAGAACAUUAAAAUAAAUCUGACAUUUAAUAUAACCGUUAUUGCGUGACUUGAUGCACAUACUCGAUUUCAGUUAAUUCAUACUUUCGAGAGUGAAGAGUUUUAUCCGCAGAAUUAGUUCCACGGCUCCUGUCGGCAGCUGUCAUGUCCAAAGACACGUUUGCCUUCAGCUCGGCCUCCCUGCGCUCCCUGCGGCUGGAGCAGCAGCUCCAGGACUGGGAGGACGCCCGCCGGGCGCUGGCGCAUCGGAGGACGCUGACGAGGGCGCCCUUGCCGCCGGCCCCCAGGAUGCCGGAUCAUCGCCGGAAUCAGCAGGCGACACCGACCAGGACACAACAGUGCUGCCGCGAUCCCGCUGUGCACAACACUUUCCUGAGCGGUGACAUCACCAGGGUGUACGCCGUCCUCCAGGACCCGUCCAUGGUCAACGCCCUGAUGGAGACGGUGCAGGAGGAGAUGGUGUGGGCGCCAGAGAUGGGAAUGUGGACCAUGGCCUCCAAGGCGAAGCAGACGUCGGCGCUGCGUCUGGCGGCGGGCCGGGGCCACGCGGCCUGCGUGGAGGAGCUGCUGUUCCGCGGCGCGGAGGCGGACGCCAGCCCCGGCGGGAGCACGGCGCUGCACGACGCCUGCGCGGGCGGACACGCGGCCUGCGUCCAGCUGCUGCUCGCUCACGGCGCCGACCCCGACCGGCUCGCCGCCGCCGACGGCAGCGCUCCCCUGCACCUCUGCCGAACCCCGCAGAGCUUAGAGUGCGCCCGGGUGCUGCUGGAGGUGGGCGGGGCCUCGGUGAACGCGCGCUCGCGGGACGGCGAGCUGACGCCGCUGCACGUGGCGGCGCGGCGCGGGCUGGAGGAGCACGUGGCGCUGCUGCUGAGCCGCGGCGCCGACGUGUCCGCGCGGAACCGCGAGGGCGAGACGCCGCUCAACGCGGCCUGCGCGGGGGCCGAGCGCCCGGCCGAGAGCGCCCGCUACCUGGGCGCGGCCCGGAGGCUGCUGGCGGCCGGCGCCGACCCGCGCACCGCCGGGAGGAAGAGGCACACGCCCCUGCACAACGCCUGCGCCAACUGCAGCGCGCCCAUCGCCCACGCGCUGCUGCAGCACGGCGCCAGCGCCAACGCGGCUAACUGCGCGGGCUACACGCCCAUGGACUGCCUCCUGCAGGUGGUGGAGGACUUCCCAGAUCAGCAGCCGGAGGAGGUGGCACGCUGGCUGCUUAACUAUGGGGCCCAGCCUGCAUCGCCCAAGAUGCUGAAGCUCUGCUAUCUCUCCCCUCCGACGCUGGAGGUGAUGCUGAACUCCUACACCGUUGUUCCUCCGUGCGAGGACUGGAUUGGCUCUGUACCCGAGGAGCUGCUGAAGGAGCACGCGCCGCUCUUCGAGUCCGCGUGGCUAACGAGCGGCCAGCCGCGGACCCUGCAGCACCUCUGCCGCUGCGCCCUGCGCCGCCACCUGGGGGCGCUGUGCCACUCCGCCGUAGCCGAGCUGGACAUCCCGUCCUCGCUCAGAGAGUACCUCCUGCUGGCCCCAGAGGGGCGGCUGCAUUGAGCAGGGGAGAACGGGACCGGCUAGCAUUUCAAGUACACGUAUUUGAAAUCAGACCCGGGUCAAAUACGUAUUUGAUUUGGAUUCAAAUAAUUUUCUGUGCUCUAUUGAUCUUGCCUGAUGUAAUUGAGCCUGCCAAUAUGACCAGAUGGCGGGUUUGCACUUUUUGAGAGUUUGUCAUUGGUUCCAGUAUUCCAGACAAGAUCAGUAAAGCGUAAAAAAAGUAUUUGAAUCCAAAGCAAAGAAGUAUUUGACCCAGGUCUGUUUGAAAUAAUAUCUGCAUGUAUGUAUUUCAUAUUAAAUGCAGGAUACUCACCUCUUUUUGUAUUGUUUAUAUCUCUAUGCCACCCUCAAAGCAGUCCGCACGUUAGUUUUGGUCGUAGUUCACAGAUGUGUUUAUUUUUGGAAGUAUUUAUAUUUUUUAACAAAAUAGGUUUUGGUGAGUUUUUUGGAACAGAGGGAUCUGUCACUCCUGAAAAGCAGGAAGGGAAAACAAGAGGGAUGAGGGGCUUUCGCUGGUGACAGUUCUUAAAAAAGUUAUGGUUCAGUUCUCAGGUGGGACCUUUUGGGCGUGACCCUGAGCCAGGUGCUGUAAUUAACCUGUGGGGAAUCAGGAAGUAAGCUGCUCUAAACUGUGCCUUCGGAUAAAGCACAGGCUCAUUCUUGUGAGCUGCUCAGGAUAAGAGUUUGAGUCACGCUGAUAAACUAUAGCAAUAAUUUAGUAACCUUUUAAAAGAGAGGGAAUGUAUUCGGUGUAAUAAUGGCUAAAUAAAAUAUAUGUUCUGUA
Anguilla rostrata (American eel) is the source of this 2754-nucleotide messenger RNA. RefSeq names its product ankyrin repeat and SOCS box containing 16 (gene asb16). Gene Ontology annotation, cellular component: ciliary inversin compartment. The transcript is spliced from 7 exons. The record is from RefSeq and is a predicted model, not a curated record. Gene Ontology annotation, molecular function: protein binding. Gene Ontology annotation, biological process: intracellular signal transduction; protein localization to ciliary inversin compartment. The coding region runs from base 570 to 1970 and encodes 466 amino acids. Lineage: Eukaryota; Metazoa; Chordata; Actinopteri; Anguilliformes; Anguillidae.